AUGACGUCCGGCCACGGCGACGGCGACCGUGACGUUUACCGCCCACAGGACGCCCUGUACGCUGGCAUCAAGGGCACUGCGGUGGUGGGUGGUGCCGGGCUGUUCCUGUCUGCGAUCCAGAACUCGCUGCAGAAGCGCAAUGUCGGUGCUUGGGGUGUUUUCACACGCACGGGUGGUGUUGUAGCGUCGUUUGCUGCGGUCGGUGGUGUUUUCGAGUUUUCGCGGACGGCUAUGGCCAACUUGCGCCAAAAGAAUGAUGCUUACAACACAGCCGUGAGCGGUUUCCUGGCCGGUUCCGUGUUCGGCUUGUCUACUGGCAGGAUGCCACGGAUAAUUGGCAUGGGCGCGCUCACGGCCGUUGUCCUCGGUGUAUUUGACUUUACGGGUGGCAAGCUGACUGGCUGGGCCAAGGAAACGGAUGAGGACCGCUUCGAGCGGAAAGAGUACCUGCGCAAGAACCGGAGGCGGCCCGGCGAGGAGACGAUCGCACAGCUCGGUGACGGUCGCGGUGGCAUGAUCCACUCGCCCAACUACGACGAGCUGCGUGCCGACCGCCUGAAGGAGAAAUAUGGCUAUGAGAUCAAAACGGUCUCAGCUGACCCGAACGCCGCAUAA
Molecule: messenger RNA, 615 nt
Organism: Sporothrix brasiliensis 5110
Lineage: Eukaryota; Fungi; Ascomycota; Sordariomycetes; Ophiostomatales; Ophiostomataceae
Product: NADH:ubiquinone oxidoreductase 21.3kD subunit 21.3b
Exons: 4
Coding region: 1-615 (204 amino acids)
Biological process (GO): mitochondrial respiratory chain complex I assembly
Source: RefSeq, a predicted model, not a curated record